AUGCUCUCCGCAUUCACUGCUCGGCCUCUCGUCGAGCUCAAACCGCGAGACAAGUCGCGGAUCGAAGCUGUCCUCGCAUACGGCGAUCGGGUCCUCGUCGGACUGAAUAACGGAAAUUUACGGGUCUACCGCGUUAACGAAGUCGAAAUUGAAGCUGAACACGAUGCGGAUCCUCCUCCCACCCAGAACAACGGCAACGGCCAUGACGCAGGUUACGGCGGAAGUCGGCCGCCCACACAGAAUGGGAACGGGGAUAACGGCACGAAUAACCCGGUAGCAAAAGCGAAACGUACAGAUCUACUCCGUGAAUUGGAGAAGUUUUCUAGGUACAAGAUCGAGCAACUGGCGAUAAUUAAGGAGGCGAAGCUCCUGGUCUCCCUGUCGGGCGGAUAUGUCUCCAUUCACGAUUUACAAACCUAUGAACUCCAGGAGCAACUUACACGGACCAAAGGUGCCGUAGCUUUCGCCGUGACAUCAAAUAUCGUCAAUGAUCCUGAGACUGGUGUUCCGUCGAUUGUAUCGCGACUUGCGGUUGCGGUUAAGAGAAAGAUAAUGCUAUGGUCGUGGAGGGACAUGGAACUCGAGAAUGAUACCGCAGAAUUAACACUCGUCAGUGGUAUAAAGACGCUUACGUGGGUCUCUGGUACGAGACUGGUGGCCGGACUAAGCUCGAAUUUUGUGCUGGUAGAUAUUGAGAUGAAAACUGUUACGGAUUUGGUUGGCCCAGGGAGCAUCGGCGGUCUUGGGGGCCAGGAAACAGGGCGACUUGCGGGUGUCGGAGUCGCUAGUAUGAGUUACAUUGGAAUAGGCGGUUCUGCGCCGAAACCGCUGGCCACACGGCUGAGCGAGGGACAGAUAUUGUUGGCCAAGGACAUUAACACGCAGUUUACUGAUAUCGAUGGAAAUUCGUUGGGUCGACGACAAAUUCCCUGGAGCAGCGCGCCGGCCGAUAUUGGGUAUUCGUAUCCAUUCUUGCUUGCCCUGCAUGAUUCUAUGAAGGGGAUCUUAGAGGUUCGGAACCCGGAAACUCUGUCGCUGCUCCAGUCUAUUUCUCUGCCUUCCGCAAGCACUAUGCACAUUGCUCAACCUACCAUAAGCCUCGCGCAUGCCGGCAAGGGGUUCCUUGUAGCGAGUGACCGAAUCAUAUGGAGGAUGGAGGCUCUCGGAUACGACAGCCAGAUUGACUCGCUUGUGGAGAAAGGCUAUCUUGACGAAGCUAUAAGUCUUGCGGGUAUGCUUGAAGAUGCGCUUCUCAAGAAUAAAGAAGGCAGAAUACGAGAGAUUAAACUCGAAAAGGCCGAGGGAAUGUUCAGGCUACGAAGGUACCUCGAAUCAAUGGAGCUCUUUACAGAGGUCUCCGCACCCCCUGAGACCGUCAUUCAACUGUACCCUAGGAUUAUCGCGGGCGACCUCACGUCUAUUAGCGAAGAAGAUGAAUUGGAAGGAAGCAUGACAGAGAGCCAAUCUAAACUCCCUGAUAGUCAAGCUCAGGCUGAAGGAAACGGCUCAGAAGAGACAACACCCAUCAAAGCUUUAAAUCAUACGCCGUCAAUGAUGUCUUUUCUUCGGAGCCGAGAUGAAGGGAGCGGAAGUGACUCAGGCAGCGUCCGUGGAAAGCCGGAAGAGGCACGUCUUGAAAAGCCUCUAACCGGGAAAGAUCUCAAACUUGCAGUUCGUGAGCUACAGGCAUAUCUUGCUGACGUUCGAAGACGAUUCCAGCGGUUCUUGAACCCCGAUGGCUCACUCAAGAUUGACCCGCAAACUCAUGCAGCAAAGGACGAAUAUACGGAUUCUGUGAUGAAGUUACUCGACGUAGGCGAGGAUGACGAAGACUACGACCUUGGAGAGAAGCUUCGCGAGAAAGCAAGACUUGUUGAUACAACCCUCUUCAGAGUUUACAUGUACGCCACACCUUCUCUAGCAGGCUCGCUCUUCCGCAUUGCCAACUUCUGUGACCCAGAAGUGGUCAUGGAGAAACUCGAAGAGACAGGCCGGCAUAACGAUCUCAUUGACUUUCUGUACGGAAAGAAGAUGCACCGCCAGGCUCUUGAGCUUCUCAGGAAAUUUGGCCAGUCUGAAUCAGAAGAAGAAACAGCGCCGCAGCUUCAUGGACCCAAGAGAAUGGUCGCGUAUCUGCAGCAUCUACCCCCGGAGCACAUUGACCUUAUUCUUGAAUUCUCCGAGUGGCCCAUCCGGGAGGACCCUGACCUUGGCAUGGAAAUCUUCCUUGCGGAUACGGAGAAUGCGGAGACGCUGCCUAGGCAAAAAGUACUUGAUUUUCUUCAGGGAAUUGACGAUAAGCUGGCUGUUCGUUAUCUUGAGCAUGUUAUUGGAGAACUGAAUGACUUGACGCCGGAUUUGCAUCAAAGGCUGGCUGUUUUGUAUCUGAACCGGUUACAGAAACACCAAAACAGUAAGGAUGGAUUCGCAACAGAAGAUGAAUACAAAUUCUGGCGGGAGAAGCUCAUUACGAUGCUAAAAACGAGCGACCAGUACUCGCCGUCUAAAAUUCUGGCUCGUCUGGAUCGUGACGACCCAGAGUUUUUCGAAGCUCGCGCAAUCCUAUUCAGCAAAAUGGGUCAGCACAGGCAAGCACUGGAAAUUUACGUAUUCAAGCUAGAAGAUUAUGUCAAAGCAGAGGAAUAUUGCAACCAUCUCCACAGAACAGAAGAUACCCCGACACCGAGUGGACCAGCUGCUGAGUAUUCCGCGCUGGCCCCCUCCGACGAUGAGCCCUCCAUCUACCACACACUGUUGUCAUUGUACCUAACUCCGCCUCACGGGUAUAAGCCACAAUAUGCUCCAGCUCUUGAUAUCCUUGCCCGGCACGGAUCUCGGUUACCCGCCAAUUCUGCAUUAGACUUGAUCCCUGAAUCUCUUCCGGUCCACGAACUCGAAUUUUACUUCAAAGGCCGCAUGCGCGCAGCAAACACGAUUUUGAAUGAAAGCCGGAUCACGGCAAACUUGCUCAAGGUCCAAACCAUCAAAACACGCGCGGAGCUGCUAGUCGGCGAGGGAACGGAUGGAAGAUCGUCAAGGUCAAGGCAUGUCACCAUUACCGAAGAACGGGUGUGCAGCGUCUGUCAUAAAAGAAUUGGUGGUAGUGUUAUAAAUGUAUUUCCUGAGGCGGGUCUUUCGUUCUUGAUACCCAGGAUAGUGAGACUACCCAAGGAUUCACUAUUUCUUCUUCUUCGGACACCUUUCACUGGCUUGGUGUAUCUACUCCCAUGUAGCAGCAGGCGGCUCAUGCAUCGUCAUCAACCACUUCCUCUCCGUAGUUCUCUUCCUCCUUGGCUUCAUUCUCUGACAAUUGGCGGCCCUGGGCUUCAGCUGUUUUCUUGUCCACCUCCAUACGUUCGGUCAAAAACAAAUUGA
Aspergillus nidulans FGSC A4 is the source of this 3375-nucleotide messenger RNA. RefSeq names its product putative vacuolar morphogenesis protein AvaB. Gene Ontology annotation, biological process: vesicle-mediated transport; intracellular protein transport. NCBI's taxonomy places the organism in Eukaryota, Fungi, Ascomycota, Eurotiomycetes, Eurotiales, Aspergillaceae. Gene Ontology annotation, cellular component: endomembrane system. The transcript has 4 exons. The coding region runs from base 1 to 3375 and encodes 1124 amino acids. The record is from RefSeq and is a predicted model, not a curated record.